Messenger RNA from Thlaspi arvense, 1117 nucleotides. Lineage: Eukaryota; Viridiplantae; Streptophyta; Magnoliopsida; Brassicales; Brassicaceae. The record is from the annotation of a GenBank genome assembly.
UUAUUACCAAAUGUACCCCUGAUUAUUUUGCUCAUUUACGGAAAAAGAGUUAAGAACUGAAAACUCGAAUAUCCAAAUCUCCAAAUUCUCCGGGAAUGACGACUACUACGUCACAGUACUAUCCCAAGCUCACCACUUCUCCAACAAUCCCUUCCUAUUUACCAUUCUGCCACUACACUCCGUUUCUUUCUCUUCCUUCUCUUCGCGCAUCUACUUUCCUCUCAGCGAAACGCCCAUCUAACAAAAACCCGAAUCUCAUUUCGAUUUCCCGAGGAAAACCCAGAAUUUCUCCCUCCCUUGUGUGCUUCGCAUCGUCUCCUUCAAUGGCCACUCCGACGCAGAGCAGCGAAACCAAACCUUUCUCCGUCCUUUUCGUCUGUCUCGGAAACAUUUGUAGGAGCCCAGCAGCUGAAGGAGUCUUUAGAGAUAUUGUGAAGAAGAGAGGCCUCGAUUCCAAAUUCAACAUUGAUUCCGCCGGAACCAUGGAUUAUCACGAGGGAAAUAUGGCAGAUCCAAGAAUGAGAAGUGCUGCAAAACGUCGUGGUGUUGAGAUAACAUCAUUGUCUAGACCAAUAAAGGCAUCUGAUUUCAGGGAGUUUGAUCUCAUUCUUGCAAUGGAUGACCAGAACAAAGAGGAUAUAUUAGAGGCUUAUAAUGUAUGGAAAGCCAGAGGGAAUUAUCCACCGGAUGCAGAUAAAAAGGUUAAGCUUAUGUGUUCUUAUUGCAAGAAACACAACGACAAGUUUGUCCCGGACCCGUAUUACGGUGGAACUCAAGGUUUUGAGAAGGUCUUGGACUUGCUUGAAGAUGCAUGUGAGUCGUUGCUGGACAGUAUCAUAGCGGAAAAUUAAGAUUGCGACUUCAAAGUCCCGAUUCCGGGCACUGUGUUUCUGAUUGAUGGCUUUGCACAUAAUGUUGAAACUUCUGUUAUUACUUUGUAGAUAUCUUCAGUGAUGUCAAAUAGUGUGACUGUGUGAGAAAUGAUGAGAAGCUCGAAUCUUGUUGAUGUUUUCUUUUGAAAAACCUUAUUUAACUUAACAGGUAUUAAUAAGUAUCUUAAAGUAUCUGGACAAUUUACCUUUGUGUCUUAUGGGUUUAUUUGAAGAUAAAUUAUAAA